AUGGAGAAUUUAACUUGCAGAAGUCUGUGCAAUGCAUUUUUGAUAUCGGUGUCAAGCUAUAUUGUCGCUAUUGUGGCUUACAACGCCUUUUUCCACCCCUUAUCAAAGUUCCGUGGGAGUCCUACAUGGAUCGUAUCGCGAGUUCCAUUCAUCUACACUAUACUUUCUGGGAUACUUCCUUAUCACAUCAAGAAAUUGCACGAUGAAUAUGACGAGCUUUCGUUCACAGACCCUCAAGCAUGGAAAGAUAUUUAUCUGCAGAGGCAGUUUAUCCGCCCAAAAGAAUGGGGCUCUAGACCACCUGGAGUUGAGGCACACAAUUUUAUCACUGCUAACGCCAUCGACCAUGCUCGAUUCCGCAAAGCGUUUCAGCCAGCAUUCUCAGACAGAGCCACAAAGAGUCAUGAACCAACUGUUAAAAAGUACAUAGAUCUUUUGGUUCUUCGAUUGAAUGAAGCUAUCGCUGGGCAGCGUACAGAUAUUGGUACUGUUGAUUUAGUGCAAUGGUUGAACUUUACAACGUUUGACAUCAUCGGAGAUCUGGGAUGGGGUUCGUCUUUCAAAUGCCUUCAAGAGAGCUCAUAUCAUCCGUGGAUCAAAGUAGUUCUUCAUUUCAAAGCCGUUCUUAUUGCAAACUCUAUCAAAUACUAUCCAUUGCUUGAAGCAUUUCUCAUAAAGAUCACCCCAGCUUCAGCUCUCAGAGAUCUACGUCAAGCCCUUGAGACAGGUCAUCUCAGGGUCCAAGACCGACUUCAUCAUGACGUCAAACAACCUGAUAUUAUGUCUCAUGUCAUCGAUCACAACAAGUCUUCGACCGAGAUAGCCCUUUCAACGGGGGAAAUAGAGAUGAACUCCAUGGCCUUGAUUGUUGCAGGUAGCGAGACUCUAACGACUACUUUGACCGCCGCAAUUCACUUUUUACUUCAGGAUCCCAAGUGCCUAGAGACCUUGGAAACAGAAAUUCGCACAAACUUUAGCACGGAAGAGCAAAUUAACAACGAGUCCACAAGUUCGCUGCCAUAUCUUAUGGCGUCUCAGGGGCAAGUACCGAGUGGAGGUGCUACAAUCGCAGGUCACUUUGUUCCCGGAGGCACAACCGUUUCAGUAGCAUGCUGGUCUAUUUUCCAUUCUUCAAACAACUUUGCGUCCCCAGAUGAAUUUAUCCCCGAGCGAUGGUUGGGCGAUUCUGGAAAUCGGACCUCUAUAAGCAAACAAGCUGAUUCCAAAAACGUAUUUCAUCCAUUUUCGCUCGGGGCACACAAUUGUAUCGGUCAGCCACUCGCUUGGAUGGAGAUGCGACUUAUUCUUUCGCGACUUAUUUGGAACUUUCAUAUCCAAGUCCCUAGCGGGAAGAAGUUGCAGAAUUGGACUAACCAGAAGAUCUUUUGGACUUGGGAUAAAGUCCCACUCAAUGUUCAGCUUAUGAGUGUCGAGCAUUCUGAAGAUCAAAUGAACAUAAAGUGGGAGACUAUCUAA
This is a messenger RNA of Botrytis fragariae, 1476 nucleotides long. Its product is annotated as putative benzoate 4-monooxygenase cytochrome p450 protein. The record is from RefSeq and is a predicted model, not a curated record. Gene Ontology annotation, molecular function: oxidoreductase activity, acting on paired donors, with incorporation or reduction of molecular oxygen; heme binding; monooxygenase activity. The transcript is spliced from 4 exons. NCBI's taxonomy places the organism in Eukaryota, Fungi, Ascomycota, Leotiomycetes, Helotiales, Sclerotiniaceae. The coding region runs from base 1 to 1476 and encodes 491 amino acids.